This is a messenger RNA of Nyctereutes procyonoides (raccoon dog), 2934 nucleotides long. It is a transcript of the gene VMA12, whose product is annotated as transmembrane protein 199. The record is from RefSeq and is a predicted model, not a curated record. Gene Ontology annotation, biological process: vacuolar proton-transporting V-type ATPase complex assembly. The transcript has 6 exons. Bases 27 to 653 code for a protein of 208 amino acids. Gene Ontology annotation, cellular component: endomembrane system. Lineage: Eukaryota; Metazoa; Chordata; Mammalia; Carnivora; Canidae.
GUCACCUGACCCUAAGUCCGGUAGACAUGGCGUCUUGCCUGCUUGCGGGUGAUCGGCUGGUGCGCGCUUUGGCUCCCGGUGGGGAGCUGGAGCCAGAGCAGCUGCCCCGGAAGCUGCGUGCAGAACUGGAAGCCGUGCUGGGGGAGAAGCACAAGGACGGUGAUUUUCCCAGUGGCCCCUCGCGCCUGGUUCCCUUCCGCCUGAUCCGAGAUCUGCAUCAGUACCUGAGAGAGACGGGUUCCACACUAUACCUUCAUGAGCUCCUAGAAGGCAGUGAAAUCUAUCUCCCAGAGGUUGUGAAGCCUCCUCGGAACCCAGAACUAGUUGCCCGUUUGGAGAAGAUUAAGAUACAGCUGGCCAAUGAGGAAUAUAAGCGGAUCACAUACAAUGUCACCUGUCAGGAUUCAAGGCAUGGUGGGACUCUUAGUGACCUGGGAAAGCAAGUGAGGUCAGUGAAAGCGCUGGUCAUCACCAUCUUCAACUUUAUUGUCACGGUGGCAGCUGCCUUCGUCUGCACUUACCUUGGAAGUCAAUAUAUCUUCACAGAAAUGGCCUCACGAGUACUAGCUGCAUUGAUCGUGGCCUCCGUGGUGGGCCUGGCCGAGCUGUAUGUCAUGGUGCGGGCGAUGGAAGGCGAGUUGGGAGAGCUUUAACUCGUGGUUCAUUGUCAAAGUCUGGAGCAGGUUUUGGGGGACUUCAGGCUCCCAGCUGCCUGACUCAGAGUCAACCUAUCAGGCUCUUUGUCCAUAACUCCGGUUAGUCAGAGAGCUGUACCAAGGCUGUUCCUGCCGGAGCUCUGUCCUCUGUCAGUUUCCAGAGGGGCAGGAAAAGAGACUCAGACAACAAAUGAAAAGAACUGCUCUUUCAGUUCCUUCUCCUGAACCCAGUGCCCAUCUGCCUUCUCUAGUCCAUCUCGGCACUGCCAAAGCUGGGUUUUUGUUUUUGUUUUUUUCUAUCGGGAGUAAAUGGAAUCCAGGUCUUCCCAAAGUAGACCAUACUGUCUUGAACCUCCCCAGGUACACAAAUCAAUGGUCAUCCUUGCUCCAAAGAUGCUUCACACAGACCUGUAAUUUAGAUCAGUAACCUCCAAAAAAGCAGAAAGGAUUCCUUUUCUCUACUUUGUUUGGGAAGAGGAACUGAUCACAGGUCAUUAAAUAAGAGGAGGACAAGUUGGUACAAGGAUGGUGAAAUUGGGAACUAAGCUGCCACAUUUCCAGAAUCUUAGUUUCGGUCUUCAUCCUCUCCUGGCCUUUUUCAGAUUUUCUAUAUGCUUUUACCUGUCUCUUCCACUCACCAACCCUCCUCAAACUUCUCACCUUUCCAUCACCCUUUGCUCUGCCUCCAAAAAUGAAAACAAUUCAGAUGGCAAAACAGUAUGGUCUGCUUUUAAUUGAAAAUCUCUUGUGCUUGUAUAUGUUGGUGGGAAGAGUAUCCCUACUGUGGAUUAUCUCAGCUGAUAAAGGGAGAUGUUCUUUGUAGAUAUGGACUGUUUCCAGAUUUAACUGUAUAUGUGAAUAUGAAUAAGCAUACACAUGAAUAUGUAUAUGUAACAUUAUAAAUAUGUGUACGUAUUAUCCGUUAGCCUGAUGGGGAGGUUUUAUGUAGGUUAUUAAAAUGUCUGAGUUUAGGGGAGUGCGAAAAAUAGUUUGUUAAGUGUGCACAGCUGAGUAAUUGCUUUAUGUGAUUACUUUUGGUCUUUGUAUCGCUUCUCGGCCUUUUGGCUAAGAUCAAGUGUACUUUUGGUCUUUGUAACAAUCCUGGAGGUUGGAAAAGGAAAUGGCUUUAGGCCCCUUUUCCCAAAGACAAAACUGAGGCUGAGAGAGAUCAGAUGAUCUUUCCUUCUCUGUUCUGAAGUCUGAAAUUCUGUGUAAUGUUAAACUUCUAAGAACUUCAAUUAGUAGGCAUACUGAUAGAAUCUGUGUAAAGGUACUUAAAAACUAUCAGCAAUAGUUAUUUAUCCAAUAAAUAUUUACUGUAUCCCCUGUAUUCUUAUUUCAAAUCUUGUGACAACACAGAAGCCCAAAGAUUCCUCAGUUCUUUUUUUGUUUUUUUGUUUUUUUUUUUUAAGAUUUAAUUUAUUUAUUCAUGAGAGACACACCGAGAGAGAGAAAGAGAGAGAGAGAGAGAGAGAGAGAUAUUGAGGCAGAGGGAGAAGCAGACUCCAUUCAGGGAGCCCGAUGUGGGACUCAGUCCCAGGACCCCAGGAUCAUGCCCUGAGCCAAAGGCAGACACUCAACUGUUGAGCCACCCAGGCGUCCCAAGAUUCCUAAGUUCUGAUAAUUGUUCAUUGUUUUUGUUUUUUUUAAGAUUUUAUUUAUCCUUGAGGGACACAAAGAGAGAGGCAGAGACAUAGGCAGAGGGAGAAUCAGGCUCCAUGCAGGGAGCCCCACGUGGGACUUGAUCCCAGGACCCCAGGAUCAUGCCCUGAACUGAGCCACCCAGGCAUCCCUCAGUGUCUGUUUGUAAUGGUAUACUCCUUUCCAUUUGUUCACACUAUGAAAUCCUGUGGUCUUUGGUCUUCCUCCCCCACCCCCACCCCCACCCCCUCACCCCCAGGAUACUCUUCUGUUUUUAGAAAUUACAUACUCAUGGGACACCUGGGUAGCUCAGUUAGUUAAGCAUCUGAAUCAUGAUUUCAGUUCAGGUCAUGAUCUCAUGGGUUGUGAAACUGAGCCCCAAAUCAGGCGCCACAUUCAGCAGGGAGUCUACUUGAGUCUCUCCCUCCCUCUCCCUCUGCCCUGGCCCUGCUCACUUUCUGUCUCUCUCUAAAACAAAUAAAUCGGGGGAUCCCUGGGUGGCGCAGUGGUUUGGCGCCUGCCUUUGGCCCAGGGCGCGAUCCUGGAGACCCGGGAUCGAGUCCCACGUCGGGCUCCCGGUGCAUGGAGCCUGCUUCUCCCUCUGCCUGUGUCUCUGCCUCUCUCUCUCUCACUGUGU